Molossus molossus (Pallas's mastiff bat) is the source of this 2322-nucleotide messenger RNA. It is a transcript of the gene ERMARD, whose product is annotated as ER membrane associated RNA degradation. The transcript is spliced from 18 exons. The coding region runs from base 5 to 2026 and encodes 673 amino acids. The record is from RefSeq and is a predicted model, not a curated record. Lineage: Eukaryota; Metazoa; Chordata; Mammalia; Chiroptera; Molossidae.
AGUCAUGGAGAUAUCACCAGAGGAUCCAAUCACCACAUGUCUUUCUCCCUCAGUGUAUGAUAUGAUCUGUAAACUGGGGUUUGAAGUCAGAGAAGAUCGUGAUAUCGAUAGUAUCGUAACUAAAAGUGGUGAAGUGUGCUGGAAGACCAUCACAGACUGUGUGAUUGACACAGAAUCAGCCCAGGGUCUGGAUUACCAGGGGAGCGUGAGGCUGCUGGGCCCUGUGUGUGAGGCCGUCCAUGUCCAUUUCUCAUCUCUGACCAGGAGGCAGUUUGAAGUUCAGUAUGCACCGUGGCUCCGGUGGACAAGUUCUCCAGAGUUAUUUCCAGAAAUAUUUGACGCCCUGGGGAGUCUUCAGUCUCCUGCUGUUUCUCUCAGCCUAAUGAAGCUGACGGCAUGUCUCGAGCGGGCCUUGGGCGACGUGUUUUUACUGGUCGGGAAAGAGUGCCCCUUCCUUCUGAGAGAUCUGCUGGCGUCCGCGGAGCUCGCGGGAGUCUUCGGGCGGCCCGUGAUGAGCGUGCUGACGGUCUUCGUGGGCUCUCCACGUGGAUUGAACCUGCGCAAUGUCCUGUGGCAUGGGUUCGCGUCGCCGUGGGAGGUCCCUCCAAAGUACUGUUCCAUGAUGGUGCUGCUGACAGCUGGGCUGGGUCAGCUCCUGGAGGCCUACCUUCAGCGGACGGCGUGCACCAUGGCACGCCGACCCCUCCUCACGCUCACAGACUCGGAGGACCUGGCCGUUUUCCCUGAAGUUACUCAUGAGGUGCUUUCGGUGCUGGAAGAAGUGAUGAAGAGAUCCACUUUCGUGCUAAGGAUCAUGUUGCCGUAUUGGGAAGUCGCGCUGAUCAAGUUCAAGUCACACAGGUUUGCGGACUGUGCCAUGUUGCUACUGACACAGCUGGAGACUGGGCUUCGGAACGUGUUUGCCACAGUUAACAAGUGUCCCCGAAGACUUCUGACGGCAGAGUCAACAGCUCUUUAUACCACCUUUGAUGAAAUAUUGGCAAAGCACUUGAACGAUGGUGAAAUCAAUCAACUUCCUCCUUUCCUGGGAGAGCCUGCCAUGGAAUUUCUCUGGGACUUCCUGAACCAUCAGGAAGGUCCUCGUGUAAGAGAUCAUCUAAGCCACGGGGAAGUCAACUUACCCGAAUUUCCAAAAGGAGUGACAGGCCAGCUGCUGGCCUUUUCCGUUGUGCUUUUACUGAGAUUCGCCGAUGGAGAGCUGGCGUCCGUGUUCAAGGAGAGAGCAGCGAUACAGCCCUUGGUCGUCCUCGCACAAGGCUACAGCGCCCGCUUCCAUCCCGUCGCUCUGGCUAGGAAGCAGGUGCUGAGCUGUGAGAAGAGCAUCCGGCUUUGGCCUCUGCUGCCUUUGCCAGAAGAAGCUGCACAGGAAGCAGCCAGGUUGGAAGGUGAUCACGAAACAAACGCCUGCAACUCUUUAAUGACAAAGGUCGCGCGUGGGCUGUGUCAGUACCUCCCUGAGGACCCCUGUGUGCUCAGCGGCUUGGAUGACCUUCCUAUCGAAAGGUGGCCCCGGCUGCUCCCCGGACUCUGCAGCAUCCGCGUCCCGACCCUGUUCUGUCCCAGAGCCGUUCUGGAAGUGCUGUCCGUGCUCAGGAGCAUCAGCCGCUGCUGCGCCCGGGUGUCCCUGCAGGUGGCCGCCUCCCUGGAGCUGCGGCGCCAGCAGUGGGAGGCGAGGACACUGCGCUCCCGGCAGAGGCGGAACUUCCUGCGCAUGCUGAGCAGUGUUAAGCUUCUGUCUCCUGUGCUCUCCCUGGUUUUGCUGCUGAUUGCGCUGGAAUUGGUCAACAUUCACGCGGUUCGUGGGAAGAGCGCUCACGGAUACCAGCAGUACCUGAAGUUCCUGAGGGCCGUCCUGCAGUGGGCGGAGAACCUGGCGGCCUGCACCAGCCCCGACAGGAACCAGUGGGGCGAGGUGCCCGGGCUCACGCGCGCUGCCCUGCUGAGGGUCUGGGCUUUCACCGAGAAGCAGCAAAUGUUACUUCAUUCGGCCAGGAGCGCCGAGUAGACAGCCCUGGACACACAGGCCACCUCGGCCACAUCGGGAGGGGCUCCCAUAGAGUGCGAGUGGGGAUCCGAGGAGGGGCGGCCCGGGGCCCCCGAGCAUGCAGCCUGUCCCCAGGCCGCAUGGUGGACACACGUUCCGUUCGUGUUCCCUGUCUCGUGGCUGAUAUUUCGGAUAAAGUGGCAGCACCGGAUUCCUUUACUCCGAAGAUAUUACCUGUAACUGACAGCCGCUCUGUGGAGAGUCACCCUGAACCCUGGCGAGCAUUCUUCCCUCCACCCGCAGCGCCCACUGGUAGG